GCAAAGGCUGCGGGCACCAUGGCCAGCGCACUCCGGCUGCUGUGCUUACUCCUCUGCGGAGCAGCUUGUCUUGUACUAUCCGCACCCUUCGGCGGCACCACCGAGAAGAAGCCCAUCAUUGGAGUAUUAAUGCAAAAGACCCAAAAUAAGAUGAGGAGCUUUGGAAAGUACUACAUUGCUGCAUCCUAUGUAAAAUAUUUGGAGUCUGCAGGUGCAAGGGUCGUACCAAUAAGGCUUAAUCUUACAGAUAACGAGUAUGAAAAGCUCUUCAGAUCUAUUAAUGGGAUUCUUUUCCCUGGAGGAGGUGCUCACCUAAACAACUCCUAUUAUGCCAAAGUGGCCAAGCUAUUUUAUGACUUUGCCCUACAGAGUUUCAAUAAUGGAGACUAUUUUCCGGUGUGGGGCACAUGCCUUGGAUUUGAAGAGCUCACGAUCUUGGCCAGCGAGGAGAAUUUAUUAACACUCACGAAGACGGAGCACGUGUCACUGCCACUGAACUUCACUGGAGCUACAUCGCAGGGCAGAAUGUUCCAGAAUUUUCCUGUUGAUUUGUUGUUGUCACUCUCUACUGAGCCUCUGACUGCAAAUUUCCACAAGUGGAGCCUCUCCGUGAAGAAUUUUACAGCAAAUGGAAAGUUGAGGGAGUUUUUCAAUGUAAUAACUACAAAUACAGAUGGCAAGAUCGAAUUUAUUUCCUCAAUGGAAGGCUAUAAGUAUCCAGUAUAUGGUGUCCAGUGGCAUCCAGAGAAACCAACAUUUGAGUGGGGAGAGGAAGCCAUUUCCCAUUCACCAAAUGCUGUGAAGACUGCAUUUUAUUUAGCAGAAUUUUUUGUUUCUGAAGGUAAUAUUUGGGUAUAUAAAAGAAGGAAAUUGUUCUCAUCUACGUUUCCAUGUACUCUUUUGCUGUGUAUAUAUUCUAUAAACUCUACAUAUUCACUAAAUUACUAAAAACAGACAAAAUAU
Echinops telfairi (small Madagascar hedgehog) is the source of this 963-nucleotide messenger RNA. RefSeq names its product gamma-glutamyl hydrolase (gene GGH). Gene Ontology annotation, biological process: tetrahydrofolylpolyglutamate metabolic process. Gene Ontology annotation, cellular component: vacuole. The record is from RefSeq and is a predicted model, not a curated record. Bases 19 to 948 code for a protein of 309 amino acids. Gene Ontology annotation, molecular function: gamma-glutamyl-peptidase activity. NCBI's taxonomy places the organism in Eukaryota, Metazoa, Chordata, Mammalia, Afrosoricida, Tenrecidae. The transcript is spliced from 8 exons.